This is a messenger RNA of Ictalurus punctatus (channel catfish), 1776 nucleotides long. RefSeq names its product heparan sulfate (glucosamine) 3-O-sulfotransferase 3B1b (gene hs3st3b1b). Bases 318 to 1535 code for a protein of 405 amino acids. The record is from RefSeq and is a predicted model, not a curated record. The transcript has 2 exons. Gene Ontology annotation, molecular function: [heparan sulfate]-glucosamine 3-sulfotransferase activity. NCBI's taxonomy places the organism in Eukaryota, Metazoa, Chordata, Actinopteri, Siluriformes, Ictaluridae.
AAACUAAAGGAGAGAGAGAGAGAGAGAGAGAGAGAGAGAGAGAGAGCAGCGCGCGCACGCUGCGUUUAUUCACUUAUUUCUCUCCACUUUACUCGUCUGGACAUUAUGAUCAGAAGUCGUUUCGUGCCCGAGUUCCCCCCUGGUUUCCCCCCACCACUUUAGACUAGUUUGACAUUUUGAAUUUUGGUAUUUAUUUACCUUGAGGACUUCAAUGGCGCGUGCAUCCUGACGCGCGCGCGCGCCCUGGAGAGACUUUUUCCCCUCCCGUGUGAAAAUGUCCGGUUGGAGCAUGGUCCACGUCGCACCCGCCGGAGCUUAUGGAAUAUAGCCUGCUUCGCGCACAUCAUCCGUAUGCUCUGUCAGCGAGUCCUGUGAGGCGGAAGCUCGCGCUGUUCGGCAUCAUGCUCGUGCUGUGGCUCUACGUGCUGUACUCGUGCGUGGGCUCGUGCGCCACCGUGCCGAGUUUACGCGCGGACCGGCGCCGGCCCGAGGACGCGGGCUUAAGGUCGGGAAUCGGUUCCCGGUUAGUUCCACAAGCGCGCGCCUGGGAGGACUACGACCAAACGGGCGUCGGGGUGUUUUCUAGAGACUUGAACAACGUCAAAAGCGACGACGUGACGGAUGUCAGGACGUUUCCUCGAAAUGUCUUGAAAGGCAACGAGGCCGAGACGGAGACCGAGCGGCGGGGAGGAGACGCGGGAGGAGAGCGGAGGUCCCCGGUGCACAGCGGCGGCUUGUCCACUUUCUCCAACGGCUCCGGGACCAAGCGGCUGCCGCAGGCCAUUAUCGUAGGGGUGAAGAAAGGCGGCACGCGCGCGCUGCUCGAGUUUCUCCGCGUGCACCCGGACGUGAGAGCGGCGGGAGCCGAACCGCACUUUUUCGACCGUUUCUAUGACAACGGAUUGGAGUGGUACAGAGACCUAAUGCCCAAGACCCUGGAUGGUCAGAUCACCAUGGAGAAGACGCCCAGCUACUUUGUGACUCGUGAAGCUCCAGCUCGGAUCUACUCCAUGUCACGGUCCACCAAGCUCAUAGUGGUGGUGAGGGAUCCGGUCACCAGGGCCAUCUCAGACUACACACAGACACUGUCCAAAAGGCCAGACAUUCCCUCCUUUGAGAGCCUGACGUUCAAAAACAGGACUACAGGCCUUAUCGACACCUCAUGGAGCGCCAUCCAGAUCGGCAUCUACGCCAAGCACCUAGACAACUGGCUCCAGUUCUUCCCCAUGCGUCAGAUCCUGUUUGUGAGCGGCGAACGGCUGAUCAGCGACCCAGCUGGAGAGCUCGGCCGAGUGCAGGACUUCCUGGGCCUCAAGCGGAUCAUCACCGACAAACACUUCUACUUCAAUCAGACCAAGGGCUUUCCAUGCCUGAAGAAGGCUGAAGGAAGCAGCAAGCCUCACUGUCUGGGCAAAACCAAAGGCCGAACGCACCCCAACAUCAACCCCGCGGUGGUGCAGAGGUUACGAGACUUCUAUCGGCCCUUUAAUAUGAAGUUCUACCAGAUGACUGGACACAACUUUGGUUGGGAUUGAAAGUGAACUACAAAAACUGAAAACUAUUUGUGUUAGUAAUGGCAAAAGAUGUGACAAUUGCUAUCUAUCUAUCUAUCUAUAUAUAUAUGUAAAUGUACAGAAAUCUAUUUUAUAAUAAUUUAUUUUUUAAUUUUUAAGCAAUUAAUUCACUAAGCUGCCUAACCAUAUUUGUACAGUGCAUCUGGCUCACAUUUACACCCCUGCCCCACAACAUUCCUACUUUUUUUUCCCCCUGCCUCCC